Pangasianodon hypophthalmus (striped catfish) is the source of this 3674-nucleotide messenger RNA. RefSeq names its product RAB6B, member RAS oncogene family b (gene rab6bb). The record is from RefSeq and is a predicted model, not a curated record. The coding region runs from base 151 to 777 and encodes 208 amino acids. Gene Ontology annotation, molecular function: GTP binding; GTPase activity. Lineage: Eukaryota; Metazoa; Chordata; Actinopteri; Siluriformes; Pangasiidae. The transcript has 8 exons.
ACAUCGCAAAGCAGUGCUGCAACAUCCAGCGCGUCGGGACUCAGAGCUUCAUCUCCACACACUGUCCAUCUGCGGGGGGUCGCUGCUUUACCGGACAACAGCAGUGGAGACCUGAGUAAAGAACAGCACAGGAAUACACUGCUAGCCGACAUGUCUGUGGGGAACGACUUUGGAAACCCUUUACGGAAAUUUAAACUUGUUUUUUUAGGCGAACAGAGCGUUGGAAAAACAUCCCUGAUAACGCGAUUCAUGUAUGACAGCUUCGACAACACGUAUCAGGCAACCAUUGGGAUCGACUUCUUAUCGAAAACCAUGUACCUGGAAGAUCGAACGGUGAGGUUACAGCUGUGGGACACGGCAGGUCAGGAGCGCUUCAGGAGCCUCAUCCCCAGCUACAUACGAGACUCUACCGUGGCCGUGGUGGUGUACGACAUCACAAACGUGAAUUCCUUCCAGCUGACCUCCAAAUGGAUCGACGAUGUCAGGACGGAGAGAGGAAGUGACGUCAUCAUCAUGCUGGUCGGCAAUAAGACAGACUUGGAGGAGAAGAGACAAAUCUCGAUCGAGGAAGGAGAGCAGAGGGCUAAAGAGCUGAACGUGAUGUUCAUUGAGACGAGCGCUAAAACCGGCAGCAAUGUGAAACAGUUGUUUCGGCGAGUGGCUGCUGCUCUGCCCGGAAUGGAGAAUCUGGAUGAGACGAAUAAGGAGGGCAUGAUUGACAUCAAGCUGGACAAAGCCCAGGAGCCUCCUGCCAGCGAGAGCAGCUGCUCGUGUUAGUACAGCGCCCCCUCAUGGACACCUCCACUCACACACCUGCUCGUUCUGUUGCUUCCUGUGGCUCGGCAUCCCGACUGGACGCAGGCUUUCUACAUCCGACUGAGCUGAAAGUGAUUAAAGCUCUCAGAAAAAAAAUCACAUCCAUAUUGUCGAUCCAAUAACAACAUAAUGUAAAUAACUAAAAGAAAGACGAGCUGUUAGAGUGAUACAGGACAACAAGGAAGUGACGCGAUUAUAAUGUUUUGAGAAAUGUUAAGUUCUCUUGCGUUUUGUAGUUUUCUACAUCAACUGAGAUUUGGAACAGGAAGUAACAGCAGGGCGUAGGGUCAUUUCUUUAUUCUUACAAUGCAUGUAGGCUGAGUUCUGGAGUCCGUCACGUCUUCUGGUCCCCUGCAUAUCGUCAGCAACUACAGAAAAGGCCUCAGACGGCCGCUCUAAUCUUAAUGAUGCGAUACGGAAUCACCUUGCACCAAUUGAAUUAUUUAUUUCAGCCAAUAAUGAAAUUCUCUUUCGCAUGUUUUGUCUACUUUCAUAAUUUAAAGUACAGUAGCACUGUUUGAAAAGACCCGAUGCACUUUCAUUAGCGCCGAGUGUCCACGCUGAGGUCUGCCACGCUGUACUGUAUUGUAAAUAGUAUUUCUAUUAUCAUGAACACCCAUCAUUAGACGUGGUGUGUGUGUAAAAUUACUUUUCGAUAUAAUAAGGGCUUCACUCCGUUUCGUUCUCGCCCACAACAUUAACGUUUUUCAUUAUGUUUUCUUCUAUUUCAGCUCCAUGUCAGCUCUGAUACCGAAGAACAUAGACAAAGAGAACAGCUAAAAUACUCAAAAUUGUUCUUGAUCACGCCCAAAUAUCAAGAAUAAAUCAGUCGGUGAUUAAAGAUAAAUUAUAAACUCUACAGUAAUCCAUUGCAAUAAAAUGGCGAUGGUGGACAAUGAGAUUCGUAGCUAUGUUUCUCUUUAUUUAUUUUAACUAAACAGUGUGUCAAAAUUUGAUUCAGUAAAGUUAAAAGAAGCAGGUAAUAUAGUCGUUAAAUAUUUGCACAUUUGGUACAGUCAUGGCCAUUUCUAGCUACAAAUGGUAUAAACAGUGUCUUACGGCCUCCGAGCCACCAGGGGGCCCCGUAAGAUUUUAUUGUAAUAAUAUCUUUUGCCAGUUGUUAUCAUGGGUCAGGCGCCCCCUAGUGGUCUGCAAUUUGAGAAGUAUGAUUGGGGUGGUGGGGUAGUUCAGUGCUGGGUACACCUAACAUACAUGUUUAUUCCAUCUUUUGUCAGAUGAAGGCUAGCUAAGGUAGCUAGCUAGCUAGCAACAUGCCGCAAAUUUGCGUGUUUUUAAUUUUACUCAAAUAUUGAGGAUGUAUUGAUGUGAUUAGUGACUCUUGUUAAAUAUUUUAUUUGUUCAUUUAGUAAAAACUUUCACUAGCUGAACUUUUUGUGUUUGGCUAAAUUAGCCAUCUAGCAAUUACCUCCUGUAACUUUCGAGAGCUAGCUACGUUAGCAUUGUAAUACAUCAUGGAUUGUGAAGCUGAAAGCUGCUAGAACUGACUGAACAAAUUAACUCAAACAUUGAUGAUGUCUUGUUUUAUAACUUACCCAUGAAGACAAGUAGAUUUGUAGUUCUUUUUUUUAUUUUAGUUAAAUUAAUUUAGCUAAACUGUGCAGUCAAAUCAAAUUCUGCAAAAAAAAUAAGGCAAGAUUUUGGGAAUACAGUCAUUGAAUAUUUGCUAAUUUGGUACAAUGCUGUCUGUUUAGUCAAGUUAGCUAGCAAUAAUGUCCUGUGGUAACUGUAGCUAGUGAGCUAGAUAUGCAUCGUGAACUUGAAGCUGCUAGUACUUAAGCUAAAGGCUAGUACAUACACACUGCUGUGUGUUUUUGAUCCAACUCAAAUAUCAAAGGUGACUUGAUAUUAGUGACUCACAAAAAGUCCAACUCAAAGAACCAAAAUUUAUAGCAACAUCAUAGCAACAGUGGACAACGUGAGUUUUCGGUACUUUUAUUUUAGCUAAACAUUGUGUUAUGCGUAAUUCUGGAAAAGUAAGACGGGAAAUAAGUAAUACAUACGAGUUAAAUACACAAACAAUGCCUAAUAGGAGCUUUAAUAUGGAGCUAGUUAGCUAGUUAGCAUUUUAUUUAAACAUUCAUCAGGAGAUAGCUACCUUUACUAGCUAUCAAAUAGCUAGCUAAGUUAGCAUGUUAAUUAAACCUAAAUUAUUCAUCAAGAGACGGCUCCAGUUAGCUAAAAAAUUCGGAGGUCAUUUCAGCUAGCUAAAUCAUCAGUCAGUUAGCUGAGUAUAAUAGAUAUAAAUUGUGAAAACUAACGAUGAGUAUACGGCAAAUCUCAAGUUUUUACAAAUUUUGUUUUAUUGAAAAAUACCCCUAAUCUUAAAAAAAAAAAAAAAAAAAGCUUAAGACAAAGACAGGCAAAACAUGGCUAACUGUAUCCUACAGCAACAUUUACCUCAGGUUAGCAUGAGCUACGAUGUGCCUGAGUUAAAGGAAGAUUUUAAGCUUUUUGAACUUUUUUUUUUUAACUUCCUUUGUUGUCGUAUUUGCACUCUGACACACGGUGAGUGAUCUUUUUUAUGUUGCACUUUGUUUCAGUGUCAUAAAGCAAAGAAUUAUGUAAAGAUUAGCAUCACAUCAAGCGCACUGGAGUAAAACCAAGAUGAUCACUGUUUGUCAGAUGAAUGUUAUGGUACUUAUGAUCAUGGAGAAUGUACAGAAACGUCGUGGCUCAAUUCCACGCUGUAAUAUUCAGGUCGUUGCACCGAUAUGUUAAAGGAAUGUGAAAUGUUUACUUACCGCAGUAGUAAUAGUAUCUUUAAUAUUUUAUGGUAAUGUUGUCUUAUGUUUACCUGAAUGCACUGACGCCACUGUGUGUGUGUGUAUAUAUAUAUA